CUUUAGCAAGUCAAUGACUUAUAAUUUUGUUGGUCUUAUUCUAGCUAACGGAUAUCGACGGGUAUGUUAUUAUACAAACUGGUCCCAAUACAGGCAUGCACCAUGCAAAUUUGUUCCAGCAAAUGUGGACCCCACACUCUGUACCCAUAUCAUUUUUUCAUUUGCCAAACUGACUGGUAAUCACUUGGCACCGUUUGAAUGGAAUGAUGAGAGCACUGCAACGGCUAAAGGAAUGUAUGAGCGUAUUAACGACCUCAAACAGCAAAAUCCUUCUCUAAAGACUCUGUUAGCCGUGGGAGGAUGGAAACUGGGAUCCGCUCCUUUUACAAGUAUGGUAGCAACGGACGCAAGCAGGAGGGAAUUCGCCACAUCAACUGUCCAGUACCUCAAAAAGAACGGUUUUGACGGUCUAGACAUAGACUGGGAAUACCCUGCCCACAGAGGGAGUCCUCCCCAAGAUAAAGCUCACUUCACGGAACUUCUAAAGGUUCUCCAUGAAACUUUUGCGUCGGAGGGUCUCCUGUUAACCGUUGCUGUAGCUAGUAGUAAGAGUACAAUCGACACAGCAUAUGACGUCCCCGGCAUUUCAAAAUAUGUAGACGGGAUAAAUCUAAUGACGUACGACCUCCAUGGAGCAGGGUUUGAGACUAAAACUGGACAUACCGCUCCACUGAAAAGCCUUCCAUCAGAAACUGGAACAGAUCGAACACUCAAUGUCGAAUAUGCGGUAAAUUACUGGAUACAAAAAGGAGCACCUGCUGAAAAAAUAAACAUGGGAAUGCCUAUGUAUGGAAAUUCUUACACACUUGCUAAUGCAAAUAAUAAUGGAGUGUUUGCUCCCGACCAAGGUAAUGGUGGAAAGGCUGGACCAUGUACCCAGCAAUCUGGGAUGUUGGCUUAUUAUGAGAUCUGCGACAUGCUAAAGAAUGGAGGUACCCGACACUGGGUUAACGGAUGGGAGAUUCCGUAUGUCGUCAAGGGAGAUCAAUGGGUCGGCUACGAUGACCCAGAAAGCUUAAAGCACAAGGUAGAUUUCGUGAAGAGCAAAGGAUUAGGUGGAACCAUGGUCUGGUCCAUUGACUUAGACGAUUUCACUGGUAGUUGUGGAGAAGGAAAAUACCCCUUGCUUCAUGCUAUCAAGGACGAGUUGAUGGCCGGACAAACCCCACAGGUAACAACUGCUUCAACAAUGCAACCUUCAACUACUUCAAGCACCAUGAAAACUCAGUCAGUAAAAACUACCCUACCAACUAACCAGAAAACCACGCCUAAUUCAGCACAAAGCCAAACCACACAUCACAUUGGUUUGACUAAUCGUUUUGAUUGUACUGGAAAAGCGACAGGAUUCUAUGCUGAUCCAAAUUCUUGUUCAAAUUACUUCAUUUGUGCUGGUUCCCAGAGCUUAGAAGUUACUUGUGCAUCUGGUCUUUUAUUUAAUGACGUUACCAAAUUUUGUGAUUUGCCAAACAAUGUUAAUUGCAAUGGUCAACAGCAAGUGACGAAAUCCACCAUGAAACCCCAACCUCCCUCUUCCAGCACGACACAAAGUACACAACAAAUGACCACCACUACAACCAUGGCUCCAUCUUCUUCUACCAGCAUGCCACAAAGUACUCAAAACAUGAUGAAGACCACCACAAUGAAGGUUCCAUCUUCCUCUACCAACACACCACAAAGUUCUCAGCAAGUAUCUAGCAGAAAGCCACAAAGUACACAACAGAGUACAACGACUCCAACCAUGGCUCCAUCUUCAACCACCACGACACAGAGUACAACGACUCCAUCCAAGGCUCCGUCUUCAACCACCACGACCUCAACCACCACGACUACGACCAAGCCUCCAACUUCAACCACCACCACACAGAGUACAACAACUACAACCAAGGCUCCAACUUCAACCACCACCACACAGAGUACAACAACUACAACCAAAGCUCCAACUACAACCACCACCACACAGAGUACAACAACUACAACCAAGGCUCCAACUUCAACCACCACCACACAGAGUACAACAACUACAACCAAGGCUCCAACUACAACCACCACCACCACACAGAGUACUCAUACCAAGGGCACCACUAAGGAUCCUCAUAACCACGUACCUGCAUUUUAUCCCAACCAAGCUGGCACCUUCUGCAGUAAACAUGGAUAUGGUAUACACGGCGAUCCUGACGACUGCGGGAUGUUUUAUCAAUGUGGACCAAACCUUGAAUAUCACGAGCAGUGCCCCCCAGGCACAGUCUUCAACAAAGCCAUUCAAAACUGUGAUCUCCCCUACAGGGUUCCGGAAUGUAAAAACUACCAACCUUAGACAGGGCACAAUUAUACAUGGCUCUACCUCAAUUUUUUGAAAGUUCUAUGCUUUCU
Molecule: messenger RNA, 2370 nt
Organism: Saccostrea cuccullata (small rock oyster)
Lineage: Eukaryota; Metazoa; Mollusca; Bivalvia; Ostreida; Ostreidae
Product: chitotriosidase-1-like
Exons: 9
Coding region: 14-2314 (766 amino acids)
Biological process (GO): chitin catabolic process; carbohydrate metabolic process
Cellular component (GO): extracellular region
Molecular function (GO): chitinase activity; chitin binding
Source: RefSeq, a predicted model, not a curated record